AUGCCUAGCAUCAUGAGACGCUCUCCUGGUCUGCGUUCUGACUCUUUGGAACAGAGCUUAAGGAUCACUGUUGGUAAUGACCACUUCUGUGUUGGUAUACCCGAACGGCGGCGGCUAAGUGAUCGACUUGGAUCACCUGUGGAUAAUCUGGAGGCUGUGGAGAGGGAUGACGUGACUGAUGAUUCUGUCUUCACUCGAAGCUCCCAGUGCUCUCGAGGUCUCGAACGCUAUAUUUCGCAGGAAGAGGGACCUCUCAGUCCCUUCUUGGGCCAGCUUGAUGAGGAUUACCGAACAAGAGCGGCUUUCAUGCAUCAUUCUGACUACCGGGCCCAUAUGAGUUGUCACGAUGAGCUGUUGCGGGGAGCAGAACGGAAUCGAGACAAACUGAAAGGCUCCUACUGUGUCCGACCUGAGGAAAGGAGCCGGGAGGCCAAGCGGCCCCGCUACGACGACACGGAGAAGAUACACGGCAAGGGAGAUGAUCAUUCGAGCUACUCAUCAGCGAUGCGCAACUAUCGGCAGCGUAGACGAAGCCCGAGCCCGAGGUUUCUGGACCCUGAGUUUCGAGAACUGGACCUUGCCCGUAGAAAACGAGAGGAAGAAGAGGAACGAAGCAGGAGCUUGAGUCAGGAGCUGGUGGAAGUUGAUGGUGGUGGCACUAGCUGUCCCAUCCCUGGAUUGUCAGGUGUCUUACCGGCCUCAGAGCCAGCAUUUUCUUUACACCGGCCUGAGGAAGGCUCUGUGAUGCCCAAGAAGUCCAUUCUGAAGAAGCGGAUUGAGGUGGAUGUGGAGCCUUCCAUGCAGCUUGAGAGUUUUUCUAGCAAUACCAGUUCCAGUCAGGAUCAUCCACUAUACUCUGCACACUCAUCCCUUCCACUAAGUGGUGCAAUUGCUGCUUUUGCCUCAGAGGUUGAAGACAACAAGGGAACUAUGGUAGACACUUCCUUGAAGGAAGCUUCAUGUAACCCUUACCAAUGGGGUCCUCUCCCUGGGCUGCCCAAAGACAGUAGUCCUCUUAGAGAAAAGUUUGGAAGUUUUCUCUGCCACAAAGAGAAAUUGGAUAUGAAGGCUGAUGGUCCUGAGCGCCACUCUGACUUUUUACUGCCCCAUGAGAGAGCUAGCCAAGAUGGCAGUGGAUUUUCUCGUAUUCUGAGUAUGUUGGCUGAUUCUACCAGUACACAAGAAAAAAGGCGACGUAGUUUUCCAGACAUUGAAGAUGAGGAGAAAUUUCUUUAUGGGGAUGAAGAAGAGGAUUUAAAGGCAGAAUCUCCACCAAAGUCCCUUGGGGUGUCUGAGAGUGAAGUUAUGAGGCAGAAAGCAAGCUGCCCACCUUCUCCAAUUCCCAGUAUAAAGCUAGAAUCUAGAGAAGAGAUUAACCCGGAAUAUGCUAAGAUUCAUGAUUUGCUCAAGACCAUAGGGCUGGAUAUUGGAGUAGCAGAGAUUAGUAAACUAGCUGUACGUACCCAAGAGCGACUUCAUGGCAAGAAGCCAUCACGUUCUUCAGCUGAUCGUCGUUCUUCAGUUGAUCACCACUUUUCAGCGGAACGCUGUUCCUCAGUUGACCAUAGAUUCUCAGCUGAUCGAUGUUCCUCUGAUCCUCACAGACUGGAGAACCGGGAAGUACACCAUAGCAAUACUCAUUCCCCAGAAGUGUCCCAUUCACACCCAGUCUCCCCAGUGGAUCCUUAUCUUCUCACCAAAAAAAGUCCACCAUUCCUAAAGUCUGACCAUUCAGUGGGCAUCAUUGCAGGACCAGAUGUGGUUGGCAGUGGGUUUCAGUCAUCUGUUGCAGUCAGAUGUAUGUUGCCAUCAACUGCAUCCACCCCAGUUAGACUUCCACACCCUGCUUCUUUAUCUCAGUUUCAUAUGCCAAGGGCCUCUCAGUUUGCUGCCGCUCGUGUACCUCCAAACUACCAAGGAUCUGCCAUUCCCUCUGCCUCAUUUGAUGCCUACAGGCACUACAUGGCAUAUGCAGCUGCACGGUGGCCCAUGUACCCCACCUCUCAAACAUCAAACCUUCCUCUCUCUGAACCACACAGAGUGAUUCCAGUCUCCAAACAAACUACUCGUAGCCGUCCCAAUCUCCGUGUGAUCCCCACUGUGACUCCUGAUAAGCCCAAGCAGGAGUUGUCAGUGUUAGGAGCAGUUCCUUCUGUCCAAGUGCCUGUCCAAGUGUCUAUCCCAUCACUCAUAAGAUAUAAUCCAGAGAAAAUCUCUGAUGAGAAGAACCGUGCUUCCCAGAAGCAGAAGGUUAUUGAAGAAAGGGAAAAACUAAAGAGUGACCGGGAAGCUCGUCAGAAGAAGAUGUACUAUCUCAGAACUGAGUUGGAGCGACUUCAUAAACAGCAAGGGGAAAUGCUGCGUAAGAAACGAAGAGAAAAAGAUGGCCACAAAGACCCACUCCUGGUGGAGGUGAGUCGGCUUCAGGACAACAUUAUGAAGGAUAUUGCAGAACUUAGACAAGAGGCAGAGGAGGCAGAAAAGAAGCAAUCUGAAUUGGACAAAGUAGCUCAGAUCUUGGGAAUUAACAUUUUGGAUAAAUCACAGAAAACAUCAAAUGACAGUAAAGAACCUACGGAGAAGCCUGGGAAAGCAGAAAAAACUAAGAGCCCAGAAAAAGUGUUGUCAUCCUCUUCCAACAGCAAGGAAUCAAAGGUAAACAAUGAAAAUUCCCAUACUAAGAGCCCCAAGCAUGCCGAGAGCCCCAAGUCAUCUGCUAAGCAAUUUGAUCAGCCCAUUGCUGCCUAUGAUUAUUAUGAUGCUGGUAAUCAUUGGUGCAAAGACUGCAAUACCAUCUGUGGGACCAUGUUUGACUUCUUCACCCAUAUGCACAAUAAGAAGCACACACAGACACUGGAUCCUUACAACAGACCUUGGGCUUCAAAGACCCACAGUGAGGCCAAGCAAGAUGCUGUAAAACGCACUGACAAGAUUACUGUUCCUGCAAAAGGUAAAAAACAACAGUGAGAAGUAUAAUUUUACUGCCUAUUCAACUGAGAAUAA
Condylura cristata (star-nosed mole) is the source of this 3003-nucleotide messenger RNA. RefSeq names its product zinc finger protein 318 (gene ZNF318). Gene Ontology annotation, cellular component: nucleoplasm. The transcript has 9 exons. Gene Ontology annotation, molecular function: nucleic acid binding; zinc ion binding. Gene Ontology annotation, biological process: positive regulation of DNA-templated transcription; negative regulation of DNA-templated transcription. Lineage: Eukaryota; Metazoa; Chordata; Mammalia; Eulipotyphla; Talpidae. Bases 1 to 2967 code for a protein of 988 amino acids. The record is from RefSeq and is a predicted model, not a curated record.